GAGCAAAACCGUGUGCUUCAGCCUACAGUGUUUCGUAAGAACUUUCGUCACAUACCGGGUUAAAAUCGGACGCAAAGAUUCACUCUCAACGCAUUUAAUUGAUGUAGCGGAUACAUUUCGACCAGCUUCACACGAUUAUGCGCCUCGGACAUCUGGGAAAGAUUGGAAUCGGCUGGGGCAUCAUCAGUGUUCUGGGCAUUGGCGCAUUCGUCGCAUCGAAACAAUCGGUAGACAAGAAUCGGUAUGAGAAUAUGAAAAUUCGGGAACGAAUGCGUCAAUCGAACGUUGGACAAUACGAAGUAAAGGAAGCACGACGAUUCGACGUUUAGUGGGAACGGGAAAAAAAACGCGUUCACAAUCUACCUCGGUUCGGUAAAGCUUGACCAGAGGCAGCAAAAGCAAUAUUUAAAAGUACAAUACGCCAUUUCCUGGAUUGUUAAGUGAAGCAGGUGAAUUUAAAACCUAAACGAGCCCCACCAUGAACAUGCCCGAGAUGAAUGCGGCGCAGCAAGCCAAGCUGCAGCUGAUGCAGGAGAUGGAAAUAGAAAUGAUGUCGGAUUUGUACAGCCGCAUGACACAGGCCUGCCAUAAAAAGUGCAUCCCGCCGAAGUAUGCCGAUUCGGAGCUGGGGAAAGGCGAGUCGGUGUGCAUCGACCGAUGUGUGGCAAAGUAUCUAGAGGUGCACGAACGGAUCGGCAAAAAGCUUACCGCCAUGUCGGCGCAGGACGAGGACCUGAAGAAGAAGAUGGGCGCGUAGAGAGGGAACGCACGCUGGGCGAGCCACGCGUUUCCUUCGCUUUUAGAAUUAUGUCUGGUUUACACCUCAUGUGUUGUUUGUUUUAACGUUUUCUCAUUCACCGGUUCGUAACAGUAGCAGGCCAAGAUGAGAUACUACUACACACGCUAGUUUUCAGUCAGGCGGCCCCCCCCCUAAAUCUAUUCGCCGUACCACUCGUCAGUGUACACCAUUCAGCGUAGAUUACAUUACAUAUGCUCGAAAACCGAUCGACGAAAUGGGGUUAAUAAACGGGGCGGCUUGAUUGUAAUCGUCAGAA
Anopheles stephensi (Asian malaria mosquito) is the source of this 1055-nucleotide messenger RNA. It is a transcript of the gene Tim10, whose product is annotated as mitochondrial import inner membrane translocase subunit Tim10. Gene Ontology annotation, cellular component: mitochondrial inner membrane. Lineage: Eukaryota; Metazoa; Arthropoda; Insecta; Diptera; Culicidae. The coding region runs from base 479 to 757 and encodes 92 amino acids. Gene Ontology annotation, biological process: protein insertion into mitochondrial inner membrane. The record is from RefSeq and is a predicted model, not a curated record. The transcript has 3 exons.